AUUUCGAGAAAGAAAGAAAGAAUAUACAUCAACAAUUUGAUGAUAAUGAUUUGAUUCAAGGUGCUACAGAAAUAGAACAAGUAGAAAAUGAAGUUAUGAUACAACUUUUAAAUAGAAAGAAACAGUUGGAUAUUCUGUGCAAUGCUUUGAGAAUCAUUGAUGAGAGAAUUGAUGAUGGUGGGAUCACAAUGAGGUCUUUACAUAAGCUUCAAUUAUGUAUUUGUGAGGAAGUUCAAAAAGAAAAAGCAGAAAAACAG
Messenger RNA from Racocetra fulgida, 257 nucleotides. The record is from the annotation of a GenBank genome assembly. NCBI's taxonomy places the organism in Eukaryota, Fungi, Glomeromycota, Glomeromycetes, Diversisporales, Gigasporaceae.